Molecule: messenger RNA, 1522 nt
Organism: Sinocyclocheilus rhinocerous
Lineage: Eukaryota; Metazoa; Chordata; Actinopteri; Cypriniformes; Cyprinidae
Product: adiponectin receptor protein 1-like
Exons: 8
Coding region: 351-1472 (373 amino acids)
Biological process (GO): adiponectin-activated signaling pathway
Cellular component (GO): plasma membrane
Molecular function (GO): signaling receptor activity
Source: RefSeq, a predicted model, not a curated record
GGGUGCAUAAUUUGGCAGGGUGCAAAUUUCGGCACUACAUUGGUGUAGCAAGUGUUCUUCCUUCUCUGACAGACACAGAACGUCCCUCCAUUGUCUUCUUAUCGUCCUGAUAUUUAGCACCCUGUAUGUCAGACUGUUUUAAUCUGUGUUCAUUCAGUAAUUUGUGUUAUAAUUUGCUGCUACUGAAUUGAACCGUCUGGUUCUACAGGUUUCAUAGAGACUCAGCGACCAGACGGCGAGCAGCUGCUGGUGAGCUUCCAUGAACUGAUCUAACAUCCUAUCCAGCCAGGCCCAGAUUGUGAACUGUGGGACAAGGUGGAAACUCUGGGGAGUUUUAGGUUUGUCUCCCCAUGACAACGUGUCACCAUGGCGACCGCGGCUCCAAAGGUGAUGCCGAGCGGUGCACCUCUGAUGAUGAGGACGCGGAGCUCACUGAGCUUGGGCCGCUGCUGACAAAUCCAGCUGAAGCAAAGAAAUCAAGAGGUGCAUCAGCAUUUCCUGAUGAAGAUGAGAACGAGGAUGAAGAACAAGGUUUGCGGGUGGUUACACUGCCCAUGCAGGCACACCAUGCCAUGGAGAAGAUGGAGGAGUUUGUACACAAGGUAUGGGAAGGACGUUGGCGAGUUAUUCCAUACCAUCUCCUCCCCGAUUGGCUAAAGGAUAAUGAUUACCUGCUGCAGGGACACCGCCCACCCAUGCCGUCCUUCCGUGCCUGUUUUGGGAGCAUCUUCAGGAUUCACACAGAAACUGGAAACAUCUGGACGCACCUGCUGGGCUUAAUUCUGUUCCUGUGCUUGGGCACAUUGACAAUGCUGCGGCCAAACGUUUCAUUCAUGGCGCCCGUGCAGGAGAAGGUGGUGUUUGGGAUGUUCUUCCUGGGUGCAGUUCUUUGUUUGAGCUUCUCCUGGCUUUUUCACACUGUCUACUGCCACUCAGAAAAAGUCUCAAGGACUUUCUCCAAGUUGGAUUACUCUGGUAUUGCGUUGUUAAUCAUGGGCUCAUUCGUUCCAUGGCUGUACUACUCGUUUUACUGCUCUCCUCAGCCGCGGUUCAUCUAUCUCUUUGUUGUAUGUGUGCUGGGUGUUGCUGCUAUCAUUGUGGCCCAGUGGGACAGAUUCGCCACCCCUCGGCACCGGUCCACACGUGCAGGUGUUUUCAUGGGCCUUGGUCUGAGUGGGCUCAUUCCCACAAUGCAUUUUACCAUCGCAGAGGGUUUUGUGAAGGCAACGACAGUGGGUCAGAUGGGCUGGUUCUAUCUGAUGGGUGCCAUGUACAUUAGUGGAGCAUCACUUUAUGCAGCACGGAUACCUGAACGUUACUUCCCUGGCAAAUGUGACAUCUGGUUUCAGUCUCAUCAGAUAUUCCAUGUGCUGGUUGUCGCGGCGGCAUUUGUCCAUUUUUAUGGGAUCUCAAACCUGCAGGAGUUCCGCUAUGGCCUGGAAGGAGGCUGCACAGAUGACACUCUGCUGUAAAAAAAAAAAGCAAAAAAAUCACUUGAACUUUGGCUAGUGCCUGCUCACUU